CAGUUAAGAUGCCCCUGGCAUAUGCAAAGGCUAUACGGCUGCUUGAGGAUGAGGCGGAGGGUCAGCGCCAGCGCAAGCCCUCUCCCACAGAAUCCUGUUUGAUAUAUAAUGCCUGCGACCGGGUGGUUUCGACAACAAUCCACAGCCCAAUCUAUACGCCGCAGUAUGAUACCUCUGCGAUGGAUGGCUUUGCGCUAAGCGCGGCAGCAACAGAACACGCCUGUGCUGAAGCCCCAGUCACUUUCGAAGUCACAGCCACGACGACUGCUGGGGAUCAGCCGCAUUCAACGGGGGGCGAUCUCAGGGAUGGAGUCCCCCCUUGCGUGGAGAUCAUGACAGGGGCUCCAUUUCCCCUUGGUUUGGAUCGAGACUGGUAUGAUUGCUGUGUGCCUGUUGAGGAUGUCGUCGUAAGCGAGAACAAAUUCUCGACUCGGCGGUAUAUUGAAGUGUAUAAGCCUGCCAGACACUUCCAGCAUAGGAGGUUCGCUGGAGGGGACUUCAGCAAGAGGGACGUCAUUAUUGAAGCUGGAGAGAGUGUGCUGCCGCAGCAUGUUAUGGCCCUGGCAUCGGUUGGCGUCAGGCACAUUCCAGUCCUGCGCAGGCCUCGAGUGGCUGUUUUCUCGACAGGCUCUGAGCUUUUCUCGCCGGAUGCACUCAGCCAGCCUCAUGACUUUAUGAUACAUGACGCCAAUGGACCGUAUCUGAUGACGAUGCUGCGGAAAUGGGGGGUUGAUGUUGACUUUCGCGGCGUCGUCCGGGACAGCCCAGAGGCCAUGCAGGAUGCCAUUUCAACGGUCCUGGACGAGUAUGAUAUUAUUGUAACCACCGGAGCAGUAUCUGCCGGUCGCUGCGAUUUCAUUCCCGGGCUAGUGAACAGCAUUGGCGGACGGACUGUUUUCCACAAGGCUGCUGUGAAGCCAGGCCAUCCGAUUCUGUUCUCGAUGCUUCCCAGUAGUGGACGCGAGACCGCAUUCUUCGGGCUGCCAGGGAAUCCUGUCGCCGCUGCUGCGUGCCUUCGCUUCUUUGUUUUGCGAUACCUGCAGACGCUGCAGUUGCAAACGGCUGAAAGGCCGCACACAGUCGCUCUCGAACUGUCGGAUCCACAUACAAACGGGCUCUCGCGGUGUGACAGUGCAAAGAGUCCAGUACUGUCAUUUCGCAAAGAUCCAGACAUAUUCCGACCGGGCAUAUUGAGCCCUGAUAGUGGGAAAGUGUGGAUCAUCGACGACCACAGCCCAGGCAAGACGAAGCCAUUCCUCUCUGCCAACUGCUGGGUCCAUAUUCCCAGGGGAGUGAGCGAGCUGGGCAAUGGCAGUGCAGUUGAUAUCUACCCAUGUUGAUCAUAUUUAACCAUAGCUAUGAACAUAAGUCCCAAUGUCCUGUGUAAUCGACGCGAUGUACUCGCUCAUCCGUAGAGCUCCCUCAUAUUCCGCUGGCGUGUUCACAUUGUAUAGACAGUUUUCGUCGUGG
Aspergillus versicolor CBS 583.65 is the source of this 1470-nucleotide messenger RNA. Its product is annotated as molybdopterin molybdotransferase MoeA. Lineage: Eukaryota; Fungi; Ascomycota; Eurotiomycetes; Eurotiales; Aspergillaceae. The record is from RefSeq and is a predicted model, not a curated record. Gene Ontology annotation, molecular function: molybdopterin molybdotransferase activity. The transcript has a single exon. Gene Ontology annotation, cellular component: cytosol; cytoplasm. Bases 9 to 1340 code for a protein of 443 amino acids. Gene Ontology annotation, biological process: Mo-molybdopterin cofactor biosynthetic process; molybdenum incorporation into molybdenum-molybdopterin complex.